AUGGCUCGCGACGAGCAGGCUCAGGAGCCUGAGGUCACGUCCGCCGAUCACCAAGCCGCCACCGGAAUCACCCCCGCUGACAGGGUUGCGUCGACGAGCUCGUUGAAGAGCCUCGGUCAAGCCAGCGAUACCGAAGGCGCUGAGCGUCCUGUGCGCGAGAAGCUGAAGAAAACAUCCAUCGCCGGCCUGCCGAGAGACGUCCUCUCCGACGACGACCACGAGAUGUCCGCCGCUUCCGACGUGUCGAAGGAAGCUGCGACCGAGGACGCGGCGGGGACGCCCGACACCAACGAGGAGCCGAGGGGCCGCGUGCGAAAGAAGAGAAGCUUCGAGGAUAUGGGAGGCAUCAGAGCAGAGAAGCAGGGCAGGAAGCGCUCGAGGGAUGUCACCCUCGCUGACGCGCCCGAGAUCACGAAGCGAAAGGCCUCUGCCGAGAACAAGAAUGGCACAAUCAAGGAGGGCUCAUCCACACCUUCGAGCUCUGCGGAACGGACACGGAGGGGCAUGCUUAGUCCCAAGGGUAAGCGGAACCGCGAGGAGUUUGAAGAGGAAGGCGACAAGCCAUCUGCCGAGGUGAAGGACACCAAUGCUACGGAGAAGAUCUCUACGAAGAAACCCUCUGGCGAUGAGCCCAAGGUCAAGCGUCACAGAGAUAGCAACAGCCCCGAGUCUGGCAAGGAGAACAACACGGCGGAUACCAAAACUUCGGAAACCAAGAUACCACAGGGAAGCGGAUUCGCUAACACGUCCGCGGCUUCGCCAUUCGCCUCGCUGGCCGCUAGCAAGUCCCCAACGCCCCAGCCUCAAACAUCGGAUAGUGCUUUCAAGGCUUCCGGGUUCGGUGCCCUGGCGAGUACCUCGACGUCCCCGUUUGGAGCUCUCGGCGCUGUAUCAAAGCCUGCUUCGAGUCCCUUCGGAUCUACUACUGCUACUGCAAAGCCCACCAUCACCGGCUUCUCAGGUAGUAGCACGCCCUCUGCAUUUGGCGGAUUGACUUCUUCGGAGAAUAAGUCUCCCUUCGCCGCAGCCACUUCCGGGUUUGGUUCUAUCGCAAGCAGCGGCUUUGGCAGUGGAUUUGGCGGAGGUGGAAAGCUUACAAGCUUUGGUGGUGGCAGUGGCCCCAAGAUCACCGGUCUGAGUGAUAAGCCGGCGCGGCCUUUCGGUGCACCGAAGGAUGAGAAGGAAGAAGAGGAAGGUUCUGGCGAUGAGGCAGGUGAUGAAGAAAAGGAGAAGGUCCUGAGUCCCACCAACGAAGAGGAUAAAAAAGAUGAAAGAUUCUUCGAGCAAGAUGUCGAAACUGGCGAGGAGAAUGAGGAGACCAUCUUCGUCUGCCGUGCCAAACUCUACAAUUUCGUUAAGGUCUCAGACACCAAGAAGGAGUGGAAGGAGCGUGGUCUUGGCAACCUCAAGGUUAAUGUCAAGAAGCAAUCCGCAGAGGAUGCUGAAAAGAAGGCUCCCAAGAAGGCACGCUUCGUCAUGCGCGCGGACGGUUCCCAUCGUGUUGUUCUCAAUUCCCCUAUCCAGAAGGAGCUUAAGGUUGGCGACGUCAAGGGCGAGAAGCCCACGAACGGGCUUGUUCUUUUCAUGGGCACCAUGGACAGCGACGAUCUUGAAAUGCUUCAGCUAAAGGUGAAGCAACAGAAUGCCGAGGCACUGUGGGACAAAGUUUCCGCGCUUCAGCAGGAGAUGUAA
Lasiodiplodia theobromae is the source of this 1692-nucleotide messenger RNA. Its product is annotated as Nuclear protein export protein. Gene Ontology annotation, molecular function: GTPase activator activity. Gene Ontology annotation, cellular component: cytoplasm; nuclear pore. Lineage: Eukaryota; Fungi; Ascomycota; Dothideomycetes; Botryosphaeriales; Botryosphaeriaceae. Bases 1 to 1692 code for a protein of 563 amino acids. The transcript is spliced from 4 exons. Gene Ontology annotation, biological process: intracellular transport. The record is from RefSeq and is a predicted model, not a curated record.